Corylus avellana is the source of this 2149-nucleotide messenger RNA. RefSeq names its product DNAJ heat shock family protein. Gene Ontology annotation, molecular function: protein-folding chaperone binding. The record is from RefSeq and is a predicted model, not a curated record. Gene Ontology annotation, cellular component: cytosol. Lineage: Eukaryota; Viridiplantae; Streptophyta; Magnoliopsida; Fagales; Betulaceae.
UCUUGUUCCGGACCCACCUCACAUAAUUCCCUCCUUUGUUUCUGAAAACGAACCCCACUCCCACAACCGUCGGAUCCCCUCCUCCACUACCUUUCCGUUACCCAUCCAACGGUCUUUUCCACUUCUCCGACCACCUCAACCAUCCCCACACAAGCACAAAACACAGAGAGAGAGAAGAGAAGAAAAAGCACAAAAAAAAGAAAGAAAUUUAUAUUUAAUUGUUUGUUUCAGAGAGAGAGGGAGAGGGAGCGGGAGGGAGAGAGAGAUGGGCGUGGACUACUACAACAUUCUGAAGGUGAACCGCAACGCGAGCGAGGAGGACUUGAAGAAGGCGUACAAGAGGGUGGCGAUGAUAUGGCACCCGGACAAGAACCCCGCCAACAAGCGCGAGGCGGAGGCCAAAUUCAAGCAAAUCUCCGAGGCCUACGACGUUCUCAGCGACCCCCAGAAGCGCCAGAUCUACGAUCUCUACGGCGAGGAGGCCCUCAAGACCGGUCAGUUCCCGCCACCACCGCCAGCCUCUUCACGCGCCGGCGGGUCCCACAACCACCACCAGCACUACUACAACCACGGCCGCCAGCAGCACCCGACGUCCUUCCGGUUCAACCCACGAGACGCGGAGGACAUAUACGCCGAGAUUUUCGGAUCGGAGAGCAAUGGUAAUGCCGGUGGUGCUGGUGGAGGAGCGAGGGGGUUUGGCCGGGACGGGUUCUUCCGGGCGCCGAGUGGUUCCGCGUCAAGGAAGGCUGCGCCGCUGGAGAACAUGUUGCCGUGUAGCUUGGAGGAGCUUUACAAAGGUGCGAAAAAGAAGAUGCGGAUCUCCAGGAACGUCUAUGACAUCUCUGGUAAUUUUCGGACUCUGGAUGAGAUAUUGACCAUUGAGAUAAAACCUGGUUGGAAGAAGGGGACCAAGAUCACAUUCCCUGAGAAGGGUAACCAGGAGCCUGGUGUCAUUCCAGCAGAUGUUAUUUUCGUGGUAGACGAGAAACCCCAUGCUCUUUAUAAGAGGGAUGGUAAUGAUUUGGUAGUCAAUCAGGAGAUAACACUGCUGGAGGCCCUCACGGGGAAGACCCUUGACCUGACUACCUUGGAUGGAAGGAAUCUCAUGAUCCCACUGUCAGAUAUCAUCAAACCUGGAGCAGAGGUUAUUGUCCCAAAUGAGGGAAUGCCAAUCUCAAAAGAAGCUGGGAGGAAGGGAAAUUUGAGGGUUAAAUUUGACGUCAAGUACCCUUCAAGGCUUACAACAGAACAAAAAUCUGAUUUAAAAAGAGUUCUGGGAGGGAUUUCACAAUGAUUGCAAGCUUUAAACGUCAUGGGUGCUAACACAGCUAGUUUUUGUUGCUAUUGGAUGAUGUAGAUAUGGCAUGUGUAUCCGAUUGAAGAAUGUGAAUAGUAGGAAGUUUUCAGGGGGUGCAUGGGCGCGUCGAGGGCCAAGUGCAGGGUGGUUCUUCCAAUCUUGCAUUUAGACGCAUAAUGUGGUAGGAAGGAUGUAAAUGGUCCAUGGGUUUGAACAUCAGUCUAACCAGAAGAAGUGGGUAGGAAAUGCUACCUUACCUGUCAUUUUUGUCAUAGUGUUAUUCUUUCCUUUUGAGUUGGAUGUUAAUAAUUAGAGCAUGCUUGGAAUUGCAUUCGGAAAUAGAGCUUUUAAAGUUAAAAAAAAUAAUAAUAAUAAUUUAGAAAAAAAAUUCAUUUUUAAGCUUUUCUCAAAAGUGUGAUUUGGCCCUUUUUAGAAUGGAAAAGUCAAGAAAUGCUUUUGAAAGUUUUUAUCGAACUGGUUAGUUUUUUGUUCGGCAAAAACAGUUUAGGUACUAAAGUACUUUUUAAGCUUCCAAACGCAAUUCCAAACAAGUUCUUAGUAUUGAUCAUCCUUGGAUUUUCAACAUAUGGUAUUGUUUUAACUUUUGGAAAUAUUGAAUUUAUUGUAUUGAUUGAUUAAAGAUACACCCAUGUGUUUGAGUAGUUAAAUUAUGUAAUGUUACAGCAUUUCAAUUUUUGUUCCUGCUGCAAUUCUCGAGGCAUAUGUACAGCGUACAUAAUCCAGUGAAUGGGCAUUGUCACCAACAAUGUAACAGGCUUUACAGGCCCAAUCUCCUAUUUUUCUUGCUGCUGUCUCAUCUUUAUGAAUAGAGCUUGUCUGCUCCUGCUAGCU